Ziziphus jujuba (common jujube) is the source of this 2614-nucleotide messenger RNA. RefSeq names its product pentatricopeptide repeat-containing protein At4g22760. The record is from RefSeq and is a predicted model, not a curated record. Gene Ontology annotation, molecular function: protein binding; RNA binding. Lineage: Eukaryota; Viridiplantae; Streptophyta; Magnoliopsida; Rosales; Rhamnaceae. Gene Ontology annotation, biological process: RNA modification. The coding region runs from base 175 to 1914 and encodes 579 amino acids. The transcript has a single exon.
AAUUGAUAAGUAACGCCUAUACUUGAGAAGUUGCAAGAAAGCAGCAAUUUGAGCCAGGUUAUCUCCUCCCCUUACUAAAACGACGUGGUGAUAUAGCAACUGUCAAUUGCUGUAUUAGCUAGCUAUGCAUAACAUCAUCAACUUUCUUCGUUCUUGUUAUUGUACCAGAAUAUUAUGAGCAGAAUUCUUGCCCAAAAACUCCAAACAUUGUUGAAUCAAUUUCUAGCUCUUAACCAGCUUAAACAAAUUCAUGCAGUCCUCAUCACAAACGGUCUUAACCACUUUGAGAACCUCUUGGCUCGUCAAUUACUACUCUCAACUGCUAACUACUCUCUGUAUGUUGCUCAGUAUUUCCAACAAAUUCUUCAACGCUUGCAAAACCCAGAUGCCUUUACGUGGAGUUGUGCUAUACGGUUUUUCUCCCUCCAUGGCCAAUUCAAAACUUCCUUUUCUAUUCAUGUUCAAAUGCAGAGACUAGGACUUUGUCCAAGUAGUUUUUCCUUGUCAUCUUCAUUGAAGGCAUGUGCUAGGAUGUUGAAUGAGAGCGGUGGAGUUUCGGUUCAUGCCCAGGUUUAUAAGUAUGGAUUCUGUCGUUGUGUUUAUGUGCAGACAGCCCUUGUCGAUCUUUAUUCGAAACUGGGUGAUAUGAAGAAUGCACAGAAGGUGUUUGAUGGAAUGCUGGAGAAGAACGUGGUUUCUUGGAAUUCUAUCUUAUCUGGGUAUUUGAAAUCUGGGAAUUUGGAAAAGGCCCAAAGGGUGUUUGAUGAAAUUCCGAGGAAAGAUGUUGUAUCAUGGAACUCUAUAGUAUCAGGUUAUGCAAAGAUAGGGAAAAUGGAUGAGGCGUUAUUUUUGUUUCAACAGAUGCCUGAGAGGAAUUUGUCCUCCUGGAAUACAGUGAUCAGUGGAUAUGUGAACUGUGGGAGCAUGGAAUCAGCACGAAGCAUUUUUGAUUCCAUGCCCAUAAAAAAUAAUGUUUCUUGGAUUACGAUGAUUUCUGGGUAUUCAAAAUGUGGCAACAUUGAGUCAGCUCGACUGCUCUUUGAUCAGAUGAAUGAGAAAGACCUCUUCUCAUAUAAUGCCAUGAUAGCGUGCUAUGCACAAAAUGGCCAACCGAAGGAGGCCCUUGGCCUGUUUAAUCAAAUACUCGAACUGGACAGUAAAAUUCAACCUGAUGAGAUGACUUUGGUUAGUGUUUUAUCUGCUUGUUCACAACUGGGGGACCUGAGACUUGGAUUUUGGAUUGAGUCAUAUAUUAAUAAGCAUAGAAUUCAUUUGGAUGAUCAUCUGGCUACUGCUUUCAUUGACUUGUAUGCAAAAUGUGGAAACAUUGAUAAGGCAUAUGAGCUGUUUCGUGGCUUAGGAAAGAAGGAUUUGGUUGCUUAUUCUGCAAUGAUAUUGGGAUGUGGAAUAAAUGGUAAGGCAAUUGAUGCAAUCGAGUUGUUUGAAGAGAUGAUAAAUGCCCAAAUUUGCCCAAAUCUAGUUACCUAUACAGGGCUUCUAACUGCCUAUAGCCAUGCUGGUUUAGUUGAAAAAGGCUACCAGUGUUUUGACUCCAUGAAAGACCAUGGCGUAUCACCUUCAGCUGAUCACUACAGCAUUAUGGUUGACCUUUUAGGCAGGGCAGGAAGAUUAGAAGAAGCAUAUGAGUUGAUAAAAAGCAUGCCAUUACAGCCUCAUGCUGGUGUUUGGGGUGCUUUGCUUCUUGCUUGUAGGUUACAUAACAAUGUCCAGCUCGGGGAAAUUGCUGCUUGGAAUUGCUUUAAAUUGGAGCCUGAUACAACUGGCUAUUGUUCUCUUCUUUCCAACAUAUAUGCUUCUGUUGAGAGGUGGGAUGAUGCGGGGAGAAUGAGAAAGGUUGUCGAUGAAAAAGGAUUUACCAAAAUACCUGGGUGUAGCUGGAUGGAAUCAGUUUGACAUUUUUACAAAUUGAAGAUCAGGCAUAGAAUCGUGCUUAAAGAUAUUAAAACUUGAAUCUUUUUGGGUUUUCAUGAUGGCGGCUUGAUAUUUCUGAUCCCGAUUCUUCUAUUGUUAGGCGUACAGAAUCCCUUACUCAAGUUAAAAUGCCUAGAAGCCAUUAGACUUGUCAGAGAUAUAAAAAGAAGAUAGGAAAGAAGAAUUGAUCAACGUUUAUCUUCUUCAAGAUGAUAGUUCUAGAGUUUGAAGAUUGUCUUCUUCAUUGUGGUAGACAGGAAUAUUUCUUUUUGGAGUGAAGUGCUCUGCCAAGGCGAAUUGAUCAACGUUUAUGGAUUAGUUUCAGAAACACGAGUGUGCAAAAGAUCACAUGCCUUCUCUUUUACUUGUCCUCGCCCUAUUCUUUGAUUCUUUGGUAAAUUAAGAAUCAUGAAUACAACUUUUUUAUGUCAUCAACUCCCUCACUUGUAGCAUGUAAUGUUAGAUUCGGACGCGACUGAUGAUAAAGUCAUGCCAGAAACAUCUAAAGACCUAGGAAAUUCCACAAUAAAUUUUCAUCCCUCCAACAAUUGUUAAAUUCACCUGCAAGAAUUUGUAUAGAAUUUAGUAAUGAUGCAAUAGUAUUAUUGGACACUAGGGUGGACCUAUGUUGGACUUUCAAAGAGAUCCCAAUAGUAAGUUUGUAAGGUUUAUCCUCUUACUA